Nakaseomyces glabratus is the source of this 2916-nucleotide messenger RNA. RefSeq names its product translation initiation factor eIF5B (gene FUN12). The record is from RefSeq and is a predicted model, not a curated record. Gene Ontology annotation, molecular function: GTPase activity; translation initiation factor activity; GTP binding. Gene Ontology annotation, cellular component: cytoplasm; mitochondrion. Gene Ontology annotation, biological process: translational initiation. Lineage: Eukaryota; Fungi; Ascomycota; Saccharomycetes; Saccharomycetales; Saccharomycetaceae.
AUGGCGAAGAAAGGAAAGAAGAACCAGCAGAACUACUGGGAUGAGGAUUUCGAAGAAGAUAUGCCUCAAGGAGAGGAGAUUGGCAGCCCUGCUCCCGAAGCUACUCCACAGGAAGGUGCUGAAGGCUCUGUAGAAGGUGAGGAAACCGCUGAACUAGACUUUAUGGCCACUUUGAAGAAAUCUAAGAAAAAGCAAGAAGAGGAAGUGAAGAAAGAUGCUGAUAAACCAGUGCUGAAGUCCAAGAAGGAAAAGGAGAAGGAAAAGAAGGAGAAGGAAAAGCAAAAGAAAAAAGAGCAAGCCGCCAAGAAGAAGGCUCAACAACAAGCUCAGAAGGAAAAGAACAAGCAACUGAAUAAAGAAAAUGCGGAAAAGAUCGCUGCUGAAAAGAAAGAGAAAGAAUCCUCCCAAGAACCUGAAGAAGGUUCCAAAAAGCCGGCCACCAAGAAACCUGCCAAGAAGGUUCCUGCUGGUCUUGCUGCUCUAAAGCGUCAAUUAGAACUUAAGAAGCAAUUGGAAGAACAAGAGCGUCUAGAAAGAGAAGAGGAGGAAAGACUGGAAAGAGAGGAACAAGAACGUCUUGAGCAAGAAGAAAAGCAAAAAGAGCUAGAAAGAGCAGCCAAAAAGGAGAAGGAGAAGGAGAAGCGUGAAAGAUUAAAGGCUGAGGGUAAGCUUCUAACCAAGAAACAAAAAGAAGAAAAGAAGCUGCUUGAAAAGAGACGUCAAGCUCUCCUGGCAGCAGGUAACAUCAAGGUCGCUGGUUUAAGUAAGUCUGGCGAUGGUGAACAAACACAACGUCCUAAAAAGGUUGUGUACGGUAAAAAGAAGAAGAGAACUCCAGAAGAGCAAGCAUCUGCUAAAGCCAAAGAGGAGAAGAAGUCUAGCGAAGCAACCAAAGAUGCUCAAAAGGAAGAGGCAGAAGAGGUCUUGAUCGAUGAUUGGGAGAAUCUUGCCAUGGACGAUGAUGAAAAUGAACCAGCUGAAGAAAAUAAAAUCGAGGAAGCUGAAGAGGAAGCUGAAGAGGAAAUUUCUACCCCAGCAGCUUCUGGAAAUGCUCAAGAAGUUGUAUACGCUAAGGAAGAGCCAUCUAGUAAGAUUGCUGCCAACAAGAAGGAUUUGCGUUCUCCAAUUUGUUGUAUCUUGGGUCACGUCGAUACUGGUAAGACCAAGCUUUUGGAUAAGAUUAGACAAACUAAUGUUCAAGGUGGUGAAGCGGGUGGUAUUACCCAACAAAUUGGUGCAACAUAUUUCCCAAUUGAAGCUAUCAGAGACAAGACGAAAACUAUGGCUAAAUUUGAAAAGCAAACAUUUGAUGUUCCAGGUCUGUUAGUGAUCGAUACUCCAGGUCACGAAUCUUUCUCCAACUUACGUUCCAGAGGUUCCUCCUUGUGUAACAUCGCUAUUUUGGUUAUCGAUAUUAUGCACGGUCUAGAACAACAAACUAUUGAAUCUAUCAAGUUACUAAGAGACAGAAAGGCUCCAUUUGUGGUUGCUUUGAAUAAAAUUGACAGAUUAUAUGACUGGCAAAGCACUCCAAACAAUUCCUUCAGAGAUUCCUUUGAACAGCAAUCUAAGGCAGUCAAGGAUGAAUUUGCUACUAGAUUGAGCAAUAUUCAACUGGCUUUGUCUGAACAGGGUUUGAAUUCUGAGUUAUAUUUCCAAAACAAGAACAUCUCUAAGUAUGUCUCCAUUGUCCCUACAUCUGCUGUCACUGGUGAAGGUAUUCCAGAUUUAUUGUGGUUGCUGCUAGAAUUGACUCAAAAGAGAAUGUCUAAACAACUUAUGUACUUAUCUCAUAUUGAAGCUACCAUUUUGGAAGUUAAGGUUGUUGAAGGUUUCGGUACUACUAUUGAUGUUAUUCUAUCAAAUGGUUACUUGAGAGAAGGUGAUAGAAUAGUAUUGUGUGGUAUGAAUGGUCCUAUAGUGACAAAUAUCAGAGCUUUAUUGACACCACAGCCGCUGCGUGAGUUGCGUUUGAAAUCUGAAUAUGUUCACCACAAGGAAGUGAAGGCUGCAUUGGGUGUUAAGAUAGCCGCAAAUGAUUUGGAGAAGGCUGUUUCUGGUUCUCGUCUAUUGGUUGUUGGUCCUGAUGACGACGAAGAAGAAAUGAUGGAUGAAGUCAUGGAAGAUCUGACUGGUCUAUUGGAUUCUGUAGACACUUCAGGUAAGGGUGUUGUUGUUCAAGCCUCUACUUUGGGUUCUUUGGAAGCUUUGUUAGAUUUCUUAAAGGACAUGAAGAUUCCAGUUAUGUCUAUAGGUUUGGGUCCAGUUUACAAACGUGAUGUUAUGAAGGCAUCUACAAUGUUGGAAAAAGCCCCAGAAUUUGCCGUUAUGUUGUGUUUCGAUGUCAAGGUUGACAAGGAAGCAGAACUAUAUGCUGAACAAGAAGGUAUCAAGAUUUUCAACGCAGACAUUAUUUACCAUUUAUUCGAUGCUUUUACAGCAUACCAAGAGAAAUUAUUGGAACAACGUCGUAAGGACUUUAUGGGUGAUGCCACAUUCCCAUGUGUGUUGAACACCAUUCAAAUCAUUAACAAGCGUGGUCCAAUGAUCAUCGGUGUUGAUGUUAUUGAAGGUACUCUGCGUGUCGGUACACCAAUUUGUGCUGUCAAGAUUGACCCUACAACAAAGGAAAAGCAAACUUUGCUUCUUGGUAGAGCAAUGUCUCUUGAAAUUAAUCACGAACCUGUCACUGAGGUCAAGAAGGGUCAAACAGCUGCUGGUGUUGCCAUGCGUCUGGAAGACCCAUCUUCUCAACAACCAAUCUGGGGUCGUCACGUCGAUGAGAAGGAUACUUUAUAUUCCUUGAUCACAAGAAGAUCCAUUGACACAUUGAAGGACAAGGCGUUCAGAGACCAAGUUCCAAAGUCAGACUGGAUGUUGAUCAAGAAGCUAAAACCAGUAUUCGGAAUUGAGUAA